AAUAAUGUUAUGUAUCCUAACUAUAACACGGCACUCACACAAACCCAAGCAACUCAACAUUCAGGCCUUGAGGUAACCAUGGAGAUGGCAAAAGAACUUGAAAAGAGCACUCGACUACAAGCAACAGAUCCUAAGUGGCACAAGUUACGGUAUGACCGCAUAACAGCUUCCAAGGCAGGGGAAAUUUACAAGCGCAGAMGAAAUUUUGAGACUCUUGUGGAAAGAUAUAAGACGACAAGACAUUAUCAAACGGAGGCCAUGAAACAUGGAGUACUCUGUGAGCCAAAGGCAGCUAAAGCUUAUAGUGAGGUCAUGAAUAAUACAGUCAACAUUCUGCCCUGUGGUAUUGUAAUUAACCCAUGGUGUCCAUGGCUUGCAGCAUCACCUGACAGGAAAGUCUACAAUCCUCAAAGAACAAACCCUUUCGGUCUGCUGGAGAUUAAGUGCCCUGAUGUUCAUUCUGUUAAGGAUGUUCAAUACCUAGAGCAAGUAUGGCUCCCAGAUUUUCCAUUUAAAAGAAAAUCACAAUUACUACUAUCAAGUAUUAAUGCAACUGGCAGUAACUGGUCUGUCAUGGUGUGAAUUUUUUGUCUGGUGUGAGAAAGAUAAUGCAUUAAUUACAAUUACUUUUGACCAAGGUAAAUGGCAAA
Molecule: messenger RNA, 650 nt
Organism: Exaiptasia diaphana
Lineage: Eukaryota; Metazoa; Cnidaria; Anthozoa; Actiniaria; Aiptasiidae
Exons: 3
Coding region: 10-582 (190 amino acids)
Source: RefSeq, a predicted model, not a curated record